CUGAAAAGGGUUUGCGUGAUGUGUUUGAGAACUACUACAGAAAGCAGAGGAGGAAACAGGCUCGCCUGGUGCUGCAGCCUCACUCUAACAUGCAUGAAACUCUGGAGGGAUACAGGCGGUACUUCAAUCAGAUUGUCGGCUUCUUCGUGGUGGAGGAUCACGUCCUUCACACCACGCAGGGUUUGGUCAACAGAGCGUACGUGGAGGAGCUUUGGGAGCUGGCGCUGUCUAAAAUCAUCGCUGCCCUGAGGACCCACUCCUCGUACUGUGACAACCCAGACCUGGUCCUGGAUCUGAAGAACCUCAUCGUCCUUUUUGCUGACACACUGCAGGGUUACGGCUUCCCGGUGUCCCAGCUGUUUGACAUGCUGCUGGAGAUGAGGGAGCAGUACGGAGAAAUCCUGCUCAAGAGAUGGAACAUCACCUUCAGGCAGGUGUUGGACCAGGACAACUACAGUCCCAUCCCGGUCUCCACAGAGCAGGAGUACAAACUCUACACCUCCCAGUUCCCCCUGCAGGACCCCGAACUGGACAAGCUUCCAUUCCCUAAGAAGCUCCCCUUCUCCGAGUUUGUGCCAAAAGUCUACUGCCAGCUCAAAGAGUUCAUCUACGCCUGUCUGAAGUACUCUGAAGACCUGCACCUCAGUUCCACGGAGGUAGACGAUAUGAUCCGCAAGUCGACCAAUCUGCUGUUGACCAGAACCCUCAGCCACUGUCUGCAGUACGCCAUUAAAAAGAAGAAUGUCGGGCUGGCAGAGUUGGUGCAGGUGAUCAUAAACACCACCCACCUGGAGCAGAGCUGCCACUUCCUGGAGGAGUUCAUAUCAAACAUCACAAACGUCCCGCCGGACACGGCCAACGCCACCAAGCUGUACGGGACCUCCACCUUCAAGGACGCGCGCCACGCGGCCGAGGCGGAGAUCUACACCAACCUGAACGCCAAGAUCGACCAGUUCCUGCAGCUGGCUGACUAUGAUUGGAUGGCGGCGGUGCAGGGGGGCGGGACUCUGGACGCCAGCGACUACCUGAUCGACCUGAUCGCCUUCCUGAAGAGCACCUUCAGUGUGUUCACCAACCUGCCUGUAG
Molecule: messenger RNA, 1086 nt
Organism: Centropristis striata (black sea bass)
Lineage: Eukaryota; Metazoa; Chordata; Actinopteri; Perciformes; Serranidae
Product: exocyst complex component 6B-like
Exons: 11
Biological process (GO): exocytosis; intracellular protein transport; Golgi to plasma membrane transport
Cellular component (GO): exocyst; membrane
Source: RefSeq, a predicted model, not a curated record